Messenger RNA from Emys orbicularis (European pond turtle), 1587 nucleotides. It is a transcript of the gene CREB3L2, whose product is annotated as cAMP responsive element binding protein 3 like 2. Gene Ontology annotation, molecular function: cAMP response element binding; DNA-binding transcription factor activity, RNA polymerase II-specific. The coding region runs from base 1 to 1587 and encodes 528 amino acids. Gene Ontology annotation, biological process: regulation of transcription by RNA polymerase II. The transcript has 12 exons. Lineage: Eukaryota; Metazoa; Chordata; Testudines; Emydidae. The record is from RefSeq and is a predicted model, not a curated record.
AUGGAGGUAUUGGAAAAUGGGGAGCAGAACCUGUUGCACUGGGAUCGAAAGCUGAGUGAGCUGUCAGAACUGGUGGACUCCGAUUCCCUGCUAAACAAUACGCACUUCACGGAGUUCCUGGAUGAGUUUUCGCAGGAUGUCCUAGGCCAGCUCUUGAAUGACCCCUUCAUGUCUGAGAAAAAUGAGAUGAUGGAAGUGGAGCUGUCCCCAGCAUCCCCAGCUCCCCUCAUCCAGGCAGAACACAGCUAUUCCCUGUGCGGCGACUCUCGCCCCCAGUCCCCACUGACCCACGUUUCGACUGACGACAACUUCAAUGAAGCUGACCUGGAGAAUGAGGAAUGGUGUCUGGGUGCAGAAUUGACUUCAGCAACAAUAAAAACUGAACCUGUGCUGUGUGAGGCGCCAGGCCUUACCCCCUCUGUCAGUCUCACCAUCACACCUGUACCCCUGGAAGGCGAAGAACCCCAGUUGCAAUCUGAUGCCAUGAUGAAACCGUUGAGCCAGAAGGUUCUUCCAGAGAUUAAAUUGGAGCCACAUGAAGUAGAUCAGUUCCUGAACCUGUCUUCUAAGGAAGCAAUGGAUCCACUGCACCUGCCUCCAACCCCACCUAGCAGUCAUGGCAGUGACUCUGAGGGAGGGCAAAGCCCAACCAGGUCCCUCCCGCCUUCAAGCCCUGUCCAACUACAAGCCACAGCUAAAGUGACAUCACGCAUGACUUCAGCACUCUCCAAUUCGCCUCUCCUGACAGCACCACAUAAAUUGCAGGGGACUGGUCCACUGAUCUUGACGGAGGAAGAGAAGAGGACGCUGAUAGCUGAGGGAUACCCUAUUCCUACAAAACUGCCCCUGACAAAGGCAGAGGAAAAAGCACUGAAGAAAAUCCGCAGGAAAAUAAAGAACAAGAUCUCUGCCCAGGAAAGUAGGAGAAAGAAGAAAGAAUACAUGGACAGCCUGGAAAAAAAGGUUGAGUCCUGUUCAAAUGAAAAUAGUGAGCUACGUAAGAAAGUGGAAGUCCUGGAGAACACAAACAGAACUCUUCUGCAGCAGUUACAGAGACUCCAAGCCAUGGUUGCUGGCAAAGUGUCCCGUUCCUGUAAAGCAGCCAGCACGCAGACAGGGACCUGUCUCAUGGUGGUGGUGCUGUGCUUCGCAGGCAUUUUUGGCAGCUUCUCUCAGAGUUACGGGCCCUAUCCUUCUGCCACAAAGAUGGUGCUGCCCAGCCAGCAUUCCACACCAGAGUCAUACACGGCCUCCAUUGUACGGUCAAGAAGUCUGCUAAUUUACGAAGAGCCCCGCCAACUGGAGGAGCAGUACAAUUCAAUCUCCUUUGCAGAUCGCAGUGAUGUCUGGGAUAGGCGCGUGGACGCCUCCAAACACACAGCACUAUCUCUGGAAUAUGUGCCGGGGGCACGGCAGGACAAAGUCACACACUUCACAAUAGCCAAUGAGACAAGGCUAGAGAAAUCAGUGGUGCUGGGGCUGCAGCCGCACAGGUAUAUUCCAGUCCCCCUGAGUGUUCCAGAGGACAAAUUAUCUGGAGUCCUCUCCUCUAAAAUGAAAUACUUCCCUGUGGAGGGUCAGAAAUGA